Messenger RNA from Scomber japonicus (chub mackerel), 2262 nucleotides. RefSeq names its product integrator complex subunit 9 (gene ints9). Gene Ontology annotation, biological process: snRNA processing. The record is from RefSeq and is a predicted model, not a curated record. Gene Ontology annotation, cellular component: integrator complex. The transcript is spliced from 17 exons. NCBI's taxonomy places the organism in Eukaryota, Metazoa, Chordata, Actinopteri, Scombriformes, Scombridae. Bases 96 to 2072 code for a protein of 658 amino acids.
GAGAAACAAAGCUGGUAGAGACCGGGGAAACGGUGAUAGCCAAAGCUAAGUAGCCUGGCUAAACCUUUAUUCACCACUUAUUGCUCCUGUUCAAUAUGAAAUUGUACUGUCUGUCUGGUCAUCCCACCUUGCCUUGCAAUGUCCUCAAAUUUAAAUCCACCACCAUCAUGCUGGACUGUGGACUGGACACCACCUCCGUCCUCAACUUCCUGCCCCUUCCUCUAGUGCACAGUCCACGACUCUCAAAGCUUCCUGGUUGGGUCUAUAAAGAUGGAACGAUUAACUUGGAAAAGGAGCUGAAGGAGUGUGCAGGAAGAGUGUUUGUGGACUCACAGCCAGAGUUUUGUCUGCCUGAGAAAGAACUGCUGGAUCUGUCUACCAUCGAUGUCAUCCUGAUCUCCAACUACCACUGUAUGAUGGCUCUGCCUUACAUCACUGAGCACACAGGCUUCACCGGCACCGUUUACGCCACAGAACCCACUCUGCAGAUCGGCAGACUGCUGAUGGAGGAGCUGGUGAACUUCAUGGAGAGAGUUCCCAAAGCCCAGUCUGCCACCUGCUGGAAGAAUAAGGAAAUGCAGAGGAUGCUCCCUGCGCCACUGAAGGAUGCGGUGGAUGUGUGGACGUGGAAACGAUGCUACAGUAUGCAGGAGGUCAACUCUGCCCUCAGCAAAGUGCAGCUUGUGGGUUAUUCACAGAAAGUGGAGUUGUUUGGAGCGGUACAAGUCUCCCCAUUAAGCUCUGGUUACUCGUUGGGUAGCUCGAACUGGAUCAUCCAGUCUCACCAUGAGAAAGUUUCUUAUGUGUCGGGGUCAUCCCUCCUCACCACACAUCCACAGCCGAUGGACCAAAGCUCCCUGAAGAACAGUGACAUCCUGAUUCUGACGGGCCUCACCCAGAUGCCCACCGCCAACCCAGAUGGCAUGCUGGGGGAAUUCUGCAGCAACCUGGCCAUGACGAUCCGUGCGGGAGGCAACGUGCUAGUGCCAUGUUACUCAUCGGGGGUGAUAUACGACCUGCUGGAGUGUCUGUACCAGUUCAUCGAUAGCGCCAACCUGGGCACGACACCCUUCUACUUCAUCUCGCCAGUCGCCAACAGCUCACUGGAGUUCUCUCAGAUCUUUGCUGAGUGGCUUUGUCACAAUAAGCAAUCAAAGGUGUAUCUUCCAGAGCCUCCGUUUCCCCAUGCAGAGCUGAUCCAAACCAACAAGCUCAAGCACUACCCCAGCAUUCACGGAGACUUCAGCAGCGAGUUCCGUCAGCCAUGCGUGGUGUUCACCGGCCACCCCUCUCUGCGCUUCGGGGAUGUGGUUCACUUCAUGGAACUAUGGGGCAAAUCCAGCCUCAACACCAUCAUCUUUACCGAACCAGACUUCUCUUACCUGGAUGCUUUGGCUCCCUAUCAGCCGCUGGCUAUGAAGUGUGUUUACUGCCCCAUUGACACACGGCUCAACUUCCACCAAGUGUCAAAACUGCUCAAAGAAGUCCAGCCCCUCCAUGUGGUGUGUCCAGAGCAGUACACCCAGCCUCCACUGACCCAGUCGCACCGCUCCGAUCUGAUGCUGGAGCUGCAGCCCCCUCCCAUGCCCUACAGACGCUGCUCUGUACUCAACCUGCCCUUCAGACGCCGUUACGAACGUGUCUACAUACUGCCAGAGCUGGCCAACUCUCUCGUGCCGUCUGAGAUCAAACCUGGCAUCUCUGUGGCAACUGUGUCCGCUGUGCUGCACUCCAAGGACAACAAGCACACACUACAGUCGGUGCCCAAACCCCCUCCAGCACCUCCCAGCAAGAAGAGGAAGCGGGUAAUGGAGGAGCCCCCUGUGGUGAUGGCCCCAAAACCCCUCCUGAGUGGAGCUGUGCCCCUGGAAAUGUUUCUGUCCACAUUGCAGAAGCAUGGCAUCACAGAGGUGAAAGUGGAGGAGACGACGGACGGACACAUUCUGCACCUGCAGGCGGAGGACACACUGAUUCAGCUGGAGGAGGACGGGACACACAUUGUCUGUGACAACAACGAGCCGCUGAGGACGACACUGAGAGACCUGGUGCUCCGUUUCCUGCAGAAACUCUGAAAAGAAUCCUCUUCACACCUCCAUAUUGAUAAGAUUUAUAACAGCGUUUCUGCUGUAUUGGACUGGAGAUAGCAACAGAAAGGAUUGAAAGUCCUUGAAAGGCCCCACCUAAGUUGUCUAUUUAACACUGUAACAUUUACAGUAGUUUUACUGUAAAGUCCAGUUAUAUUUUGUAAAAUAUUUUGUAUUA